Messenger RNA from Thamnophis sirtalis, 2436 nucleotides. The record is from RefSeq and is a predicted model, not a curated record. NCBI's taxonomy places the organism in Eukaryota, Metazoa, Chordata, Lepidosauria, Squamata, Natricidae.
CCCUGAUGAAAAACAAGAAGGAGAAAUCUCCCAGCUCCCGGCCUGUUUUAGAGAUCUACUCUGCUUCGGGAAUCCAGCUGGCCAGCGUAGUGUGGAAGGAUUCUCCGGCGAUGUUCCUGGGCUGGACCACCAGCGAGGAGCUGCUCAGCGUCCAAGAGAACGGGAUCGUCCUUCUCCACAGCCUUUUCGGCGAAUUCAAGAAAAAAGUCACCAUGACCAGCGUAAGUGAGGACAAGCCGAGGGUUGAGGCGGAGAAGGUGGGUUCAAGACGCAGUUGUGCGGAGUCUCGCCACACGCGAAGCCUCCGGGAAGCCAGCCGUGUUAGGGCUUUGCAUGGCGUAGGAACGCCGAUGCCUCCUUUGGACUUCUGUUAUAAACCAGGGUUAAGUGGAGGGAGAAUUGGAGCCUGCGGCAGAAGGACAACUGAUUGUCCGAAAUGGUGUAGGGUCUCCUGCUUGAGCCUGCUGGAAUAUGAACCCCGGCCGGGAAAGCAGGUGCCCCUUUUGCUGACCAUGAACAGAAGGGAGCUGGCCUUGACCAGAGCCAUCGAGAGCGGAGACAGCGACCUGGUUUACACCGUCAUCUCGCGCCUGAAGGACAGACUCCCCCGGGGCGAUUUCUUCAUGGCUUUGCAGAACGAGCCCGUGGCGUUGAGUCUCUAUCGUCAGUCACCAAAGGGGAAUCGCAUGACCUUGGGACACUGCGACCGUUAUAAAUGCGAAUACCCUCUGAGUGAGGAUUCGCACCUGGUCCCAGAGCUGGACGGGGUGCGCAUUUUCUCUCGCUCCACCCACGAAUUCCUCCACGAGAUCCCAGAGGCCACUGAGGAGAUCUUCAAAAUUGCCUCCAUGUCGCCCGGGGCCUUGCUGCUUGAAGCGCAGAAAGAAUAUGAGAAAGAGAGUCAGAAAGCGGACGAAUAUCUGCGUGAAAUCAAGGACCAGAAGCUGCUUUCGGAGGCGGUGGAACAAUGCAUUAAAGCAGCCAGCUACGAACAUUCCCCGCCCAUCCAGAAAGCUCUCCUCCAGGCUGCCUCUUUUGGGAAAUGCUUCAUUGACAAAUUUUCACCGGAAAACUUUGUCGAAACCUGCCGAGAUCUGCGGGUGCUUAAUGCCGUCCGAGAUUACCAGAUUGGGAUCCCUCUCAGCUUCGAUCAAUAUAAACAGCUGACCAAGGAGGUUUUGCUGGACAGCUGGUGGAUUCUUCGAGACAUCUUGGAUAGUAUUCUUGGCAAAAUGUUAGUUCUUGGUCUGCUCUCUUGCUGUCUUGACAGGUUCUGGUGGCUGAAGAUCAGUGCCUUGGCGGAGCAAGGGGCCUGGGAAGAUCUGGAGAAGUUCUCCAAGUCCAAAAAAUCACCUAUCGGCUACUUGCCCUUUGCGGAGAUCAGCAUGAAGUACGGCAACCGGAGCGAAGCCAAGAAGUACGCCGCCCGAGUCACCCCCGAACAGAAAGUCAAGGCUUUCCUCUUGGUGGGGGAAUUCAGCCAGGCGGCCGACGCCGCUGUGGAGCGCAAGAACGAAGCGGAAAUGAUGCUCAUCCUCUCCAAGUGCACCGAUGCCACCGUGGCCGCUAAACUGGAACAGGCAAAAGCUCAACUGGGAAAGAAAUGAGGUCUUCCCACCGUUCCCGGCGACUUCCGAUCUGUUGGAACUCUUCCGCUCUGGCCCACUUCCGGAAACAGCUUUGCAGCCUCUGGGGGUUUUGGACUACAGUCCCCAUCCUCCCCAGCCAGCACCGGAGCCCUCUAGCCAAUGCGCCUGGAUGGAGGGCCACCAGGUUGAGGAAGGACUUGGGGAAGAUUUGAUCCGAGAUGCGUUAAUGGGAUGCCCUGAUUGUUGGGUGUGUGUGUGUUUGUUUUGGGGGUGACUAAGGGGGGAAAAAAAUCACCCUCUUCUCUUCUCCUUUCUUCCUUUUUCAUCCCUCCCUUUUCACCGUUUUAACUUUUGUUGGCUCUUCCGCCUUAAGGGCUGCCCACCCGCCUUCCUUCCUUCUACAAUCAUAGGCUCCUCUAUCCGCCCUGCUUCCAGAAAAAUCACCUCUUGGUGCUCCAUCCAUUUGGAACAGCAAAGCAACCAGAUCAGGGAAAACGGGGUGGCCUUUUUUUUGGGGGGGGGGUUGCCCCAAAAGUAGCCCGAUAAUUCAAUUUAGUAGGAAUUUGCAAUAUGGGAGAAAUGCAGAGAAACAAUUUCUGGGGGUUUGUUCCUUAUUCCAUCAUAAUUUGUCCCAAACUAUUUGGAGGGGGGGGAAAUGUAAAAUACAACUGGGGGCACUUCGAGGCCGUUUCUUUGCCCUCCUGCAUCAAAUCAUUGAGCUGAAAGGUUUUGACGUUCGGCGAGAUUCUUGGUUAUCGUCCUCCGCCUGCCCCAAAUUUCUGAGCGGCCCUCACAAUGCUUUUGUUUUUCAGUGAAAGGCGGAUAUUAAAAGUUUUCUUGGAAAUGA